GGGACCUGGCUCAGUGGUCAGUGCCCCUGGGUUUAAUCCUUGGUGCCAAAAAAAAAAAAAAACCAGUUUGGACCGGAUGCUCUUGAACCCCUCAUUGUCCAGAAGAAACAAAGCAAGGCCUUGGGGUGCCCCAGCUUCCCCCGGGAGCAGGGUCUUUCCCAGCCCCUCACACUGCUACCUUCAGAGGCUCCAGACCAGGCCCGGCCAGGAGCCUGGGAGCCGCCAGAGGCCAGGGCAGCAGGAGCCGUCUCCGAAACCCUCUCUGCGGCUGGCUGCCUGCAGAGGACUCCCUGAACCAGCCGGCCACGGGAGCCUGCUGUCACCUGCUGGGGAGACGGUCCUGCAGGAAGCCAAGCCCGGGACAGGGUCAUGGCCAAGCCUGUGGUCCCUCAGGAAGAGCAGCAUCUAGGGUGGAGCUGCUGACUCCACCUCUGUGGGCCAAAAGUGCCUGUGGACGUGUGCGCUCACGCGUGUCCGAGUGUGCCCAUGUGCACAUACACGUGGAUUCACGGGAGUGCCGGUGUGCCUUCUUGGAACGUGGGUACCCGCGUGUGCCUGGGGCCUGCCUGUCCUGUGUGCGCGUGGGGUGUGCGCCCUCGGGCCCGGGUGCCAGAGUUUCUGUGUGUACACACCCGCUCCUGAGUGCACGUCCCUGCGUCCCCCAGGAGCCCCAGGCACGUGCUCACAGUGUGUGCCUGCACCAGGGCCAGAGGGGCGUGGUGACUGGGACAGCUGUCCCCUCCUGGGGUCCCCUUGAGCUGGCGCUCAGCGGGGCCUGCUCCAGAAAGCCCCUGCCACCCAGCCCUGUGCUGUGGCUCCCAUGCUGAAGGGAGAUGGCCGCCCGACACGGUGCCCUGAGUGAGAACAGCAGCUCCCUCGGAUGGCGGGAGCCUGCCGGACCCCAGGGAGAGAACCAUCGCUUCUGCUCCUCCCAAGUCCCCAGGAUCUGAGCUCCUUUGCAGGCCGAUGGUGGUCCUCAGGACACGGGUGGACUUGGGUCAUACAGGCCCGGCUGGUCCACAGAGAACCUUUGUGGGUCCAAGGGCUCUGUCCAGGGCACCACAAGUUCUCCAAGCCCACGGGGUCCCCUGGAGAGAACUUGCUAAGCCCUGACCGUUACAGUUUCCCGUUCUCCUCUCCCCCAGGGAAGGGGAUGCAGACGCUCUGAACUGCAGGCCUGCGCCCGGGCAGUCGCAGCUCGAGUGCCCUCCUCCUAGUGAACCCGGCACACUGCUCGCCCACACCCAGCGCUCUCCCCGCACUGUGGCGAGACGGCAGCAAGCCCCUCCCACCUCCUAGGCCCAGGCCGCGGAGAAAGGGCACCGGGCCUUCUGGUGGUCACCCUGAGCCGCCCUGCACCUGCUCCUACUCCAACCUCACCCCAGAUCAAAGCUCGCUGUACCGCGUGCCCAAGAGAGCUGACCAGCGACUGCCUCUCGAGCAGCCGGGCCAGAGGACCGCGGCUGGCCUGAGGGCAGCAGGCUUCAUAGCACCGACGUCACAAAGCUGGGUGUCUCGGGGACUUAGACCUGGCAGGGUCCAGGCAAGCGCCACACAAGGGCCGACGGCAGGUUUAGGAUCCACACGGUGUGCGUCUCCAGUCGGAGCAGACAGAGUCCCAUCAGAGUGGACGAGGGGCAGCAGGGACUGGAGGGCGGGUGUUGCCUGGCCCAGCAGAGCCGGGCGGGGGCCAGCUCCGCGCACGGGCAGGACCCCGAGCAAGUGUUGGUCAGAUGGCGGCAGGCCAACAGAAACCCUCGUGUUUUACAGUGAACGGAGAUGAGCUUCCCAUGGCUUUGUGACAAGAUGGCUCCCAACCUCAGGACGGAUCAGGCUGGGUCCAGCACCCGCUCCCCAGCACCCCAGCACCCUGAGCACCUGCUCGGGGGCCGCCUGUGCUCUCUGCAGCCACAGAGAGGUGGAUUCUGGCUCUGUCCCUGGGGGUCGUCCUCCACCCGGGCCUCUGCCCACGCGUCCACUCACUCACAGACGAGACCCAGAGCAGUGAUGGACAGGACCUGCCCUCCAGAGUCAGCCUCAUGCAAGGCAGGGGACAUGGAUGACCCCUGAUCCUGGAAGACAUGGGGGGGGGGUGCAGAGGGUCCAAACAUUGGACAAACUGACCCUCCACUGAGCCCAGAGGCCGAGAAGGCAGGGGAUACGGGAGACCAGCAGCAAGUGCCCAGGGAGACGGGAGCCUGGAGCCACCGGCUGGGCCCUGGGCAGGUUCAGGCCCCACAGACCUGGGGAGGCCAGCGAGGGUGGAGGCCCAGAGGUCACCAGAUGACUGGUCCUGGGGACACUGGCAGAGGAGAACCCGGGGGCCAAAGAUGAGGAAGGGCCUGGGCAGGUGGGACUUGGGCUGAGCCGCCAGGCAGUGACGGGUGGGGGCUGGGGUGAAAGUCAGGUGUGCAGGAGGGACGGGCCGGACCCAGGGUGGAGGCCCAGGGGCCUCUUCAGUCACCCCCAUGGACUUGGGCUCCCAGUGGGGACACAGCCUGGGCCCUGGGCGUCUGCGAUCCUUCCCCGCGUCCGUCCUGCUGCACUGUCCUGGGCCCAGAGCUGGGUGGCCUUCUCACACCCUCCCUGGGGAGGGGCCCUCCUUCCUGGCUCUGCCGGGAACCCUGACACCCCCGCCCUUCCCUGAGUCCCUUGUCCCUGGCUGAGGCAGCCCACGUGUCCCCUGGGGAGCUUGGGGUCCGGUUUCAGGGGCCCCACCAAGCUCCCUGCACACUCUGAGAACAGGAAGGCAGCAAAGCCUCCCUCUCUGGGGCUCCGCGGAAGGAAUCAAGCCCAGAGGCUGGGGGGGUCUCGCCCAGCCCAGGUGCAGGGAGGGCUCCCAGGGAGCGGCCCAGCCCAGGCUCUCCUGGGGACGCGGCUUCUGCCACCCACCAGCGGCCCCAGCCCCUCCUUCCCGUGUCAGAGUGUGUGCGAGUGCACACGUGUGUGGGUGUGGGUGUGCCUGUGCGAGGGCCUGCCUGCAGAGCCCAGGCUGGCCAGGGAGCACGCUGGCCUCCCUGCUGGCCUCCCCCAGGAAGUCCAGGACAGAGCACUGUCCCGAUGAGUUCUGUGGUGGCUCCACCUGCAGGCUCCGACCUGGCCCAGGGAUGUGGCCGCCACCCAGCGCCCGUCCCCUGUGUGGAAGGACAGCAAUGUGGAAUCUCAGAGUCCCACGGCGGCCACAGCAGGGCUGGAGAGGCCCGUCAGAUGAUGUGACGUUAUUUGGAAAAAGGGACUUGGGGAUGGGGGCGGGGAGCUGAUGGUCCCUGGGCGUGACGCAGCUGGAACUCUAGUGGGCAGUCCUUCCUCUUAGCCUCCCCGAGAGGCAGCAGCAGCCCUCUGCAGGGCGACUGCUCCCUGCUGGAAUCCCGUGGCCCCACUGUGGUCCACAACCAGAGUUGGGGCCCAGGGAGGUUGGCGUGAGCUCUGGGGGCACACGGGUGUUACGGCAGGGGUGCACUAUUGAGGUGGACACGCGCACGGUCGUGGGAAAGGCCCCUAGAAGUUGUUGGAAUGGACUCUGCCUUCCUGAGGGUGACCAGGGGCAGGACACAUUCCAAAAGGGAUCCCCGGGAUCAGCAGCCGCUCGGCAAGUCCUGCUCACAGACGUGAAAACACGUGUCCCCCUCUCCCUCCUCAGGUGCUCAGAGAGCAGACGGAGCCCGGCCCGGGCAGAUGGCAGGAGGGACUGCAGUCACACCUGCUGCUCCGCCUGCUGAUGCGCGACGGCCCCCUGCUCCCAAGCACCCUCAGGGCACGUGUCCGGCUCUCCAGGGCGUCACAAGCUCAGGAGACGCCAGGUCCUCAUCCUAAGGAGCACACAGGCCACGGCCCCCGGAGCGCACUGGACCUGCCCUGGGCCUUGGAUAGGACGUGCGUCCCAGAAGGCAGGAAUCCACCCGGCCACCUGAGAGAGCACGCCGCUGCCCGAGGCGCCCCGGCUGCUCAGGAGGAGGCAGUGGGAGGUCGUCACAGGGGAAGGCCAGGAACAGACCAGGCUGCCCUGGCCACACGUGACAGAGCCUGCGGCAGGUCCCCCAGGUGACUCGCGGCACGACGCAUUAGCAGCUGACAACUAUUCUCAUCUUUAGGAGCAUCUGCUAUGAGGUUUGCUUCUGGGACUUAGAGACUGAACACGUAGGCACGGGCCACCAGUCACCCUGUGACCAGAGCUGCCUGUCACCAGUGGGGGUUGUCACAUCUGUCAACCACAGAACUGGAAAUCCAGGGAACGCCUCAACAGUCCCUGAGCCGGAGGAAGGAGGGACGCUCUUCGGUGCUGUGCCCCUGGUGGCCAGGCGGGGGUUGGGCAGCGUCCUCCAGCAUGGACUCUGAGCUGUCAAUCACACACGGUGCACGCGCUUUCUCUCCCAGAGCCAGGUGCAGGCCCCAGGGGCAGGGGCAGGUGGGAGCCCUCCUCUCCCUGCUCCCCCAGGACCCACUGGCAAAAUGUCUGCCUCCCACUUCUGCAACCCAGGCUGCACGCCGGAAAGCAGUCCUGACCCCCCGCAGGAGUGCUUCCCAGGGGACGCGAGGACGGUCCCUAACUGAAGUGGGUACUGCACUGGCUCCCGAGGUGCUUCACACAGGUGAGCCAACCCCGGGGCAAAAGAGGCCCUUCCAGCUGGGCACUUGCUGCUGACCGUCCAGAGGCUGGGCUGCCCGGGGCACACCAUCUGCCACGAAGGACAUCUUGACUCGGGGGACCCGGGGCACCCUUGGUGCUCCCACCCCGUGUGACCCAGGUGAGGCUCCACGCUGGCACGGUCAGUGCCCGGGCUUGGCCGCUUGGCCAGCUGAGGUGCUUCCUGGGAGAAAGGAACAGCAGUGGGGUGGCCGUGUGACUGCAGGACCCGGAGCAGAAGGGAGCCGAGGGACAGGGUGUCCGUGACGGGUUGGCGCAUGGCGUGCCUAGAUGCCAGAUCCCUCUCCCUACACAGGGCUAAAUCGGCGUGGCCACCGCAGGCCUUCAGCUCAGAUUCGGAGGACGCAGCUGGGCAGCGGUGGCCGUGGGCUUUCGUGUCUGGAAGUGUGGAGCAGCUGACAUCCCCAGGGGUGCUCCAGACUCAGGUCUGUCCCGUGAGGUUGGAGGAACUGAUGUGACUCCAUUUUUGAAAGAGCAGCCUCUACCUCAGCAGGCCUGUCCAUAGGGAGGGUGACCCUUGACCUUGGAAAACCUGUUCCUGGGCCACAAGCUCCCUGCUGAGUCCUCUGUCCUUGACUGAGCAAAUGCAAGUUCCUGAAAGACCCAAGAAGGCCUGAGGCCUGACCGGGGCCUAGCAGCAGCCAGCCAGAGCCACACACCCAGACGCCCAGCCCUCCCAGGGCUCCCUUUGUACUCUGGCAGCCCCUCGAGGCCUACACCAGUCGGUUCAAACCUGUCCACCUCUUGAACUAACCAGUCACCUAGCCAACCUGCUCCCCGGUGAAGGUGCUGACCAGUGUCAGGAGUUGUUGUGUGACUUUCCCGUGGUGUGGAAUGACUUGCUGUGUGAUGUUGUGACACAUAGAGGACCCCCCAAAACCUAUAAGGUCUCACUGGACACAGGACCGGGACUCACUCCCGGGACCGCUGCGUCGGGAACGGUUGAGUCCAGGCUGCAGCUUGCAGCAGACUCUUGUGUGACGGCAUCGCAUUCGGCUCCUGGCGGUCGGUCGAUGGGGUCCCCCGAGCCUGGCCUUACAGGCUCCCCGUCAAGAGGGCCCCUUGACGAGGCAAACCCAAACCCAGGGCUGCCAGCCAAGGCCGCUGCCCUCCGUCAGAGCCUCAGGCAGAAAGGGCAAGCAGGGCGGGGGACAGCCCCCCUCCUGGUGACCGCCCUGGGGCUCAGGAGGGUCCCUGUCCCCACACAGAACACGGUGGAGACAGGCUUCUCCCGGGGGAGCGGGGACUCUGAGCCAGAGCCUGUGGGGGGUGUGACUUCUUUACAGACUCCAGACCCCUCUAGUCAUUGUCUCCCCUGUGUGUACGUGACCAAGGGCAGGGACGCCCAGAGUGCCCAGGAGCACCGUCACAGAGGCCACCUCCCUCUCCACCCCACCCUGUUACCUACACUGACCGCCUGACCUCUGCCCUGCCUCAGCUGGCCACUGAGCCAGGCAGGGGUCACUUUAUAAACGUGUAUGUGGGGAGAGCUGCAGGCCCCACGGCGGAUGCCCGGUCCACCUCACAGCUCGAGGGCUGUGGCUGUGCAGGCCAAGGCAAUGGUCAAAAGAGACAGACACUAACUAUUUGGGGGCUGAUGGGGUGUUACUUGGCAAAUGGCCCCCAAACAGUGCAGGGGAGAAGGAAGUCCUUGUGCUGCACUUGGUGAGUGCAGAGCCAAACUGCAAAGCGGGAGAUGGCACUGUGGGGCCUGUGACCUGCAGCAGGUGAGCAAGGACAGCACGGGGCGGCUCCUUUCAGAGAGAUGCUGUCCCCGCAGAGGGUCCUGGUGUUUGGCGGAGGAGGCCUGGGAAAGGCGCAUUUCUGAGCAUGCUCCGCUCCAGGUCAUGGAGCACCUGGUCAGACGUCGCCAGAAAGGCCCGGGUGCUCCCUUCAGCCCUGGAACGACCAGGUCCACACGGGCUGCCGGAGUCGCAGUGACCUGAUGGCCUUGGCUGGCUGCUCCUUCGUUCUUCCAAAGAGCUUCCGCUGAGACGAAACGAGGACUUUGAAGGUGAAGGGAAACCCCAGCCGAGCUCUCUGCCUGACCCCGGCCCAGGCCAAGAUCUCCUGCGCCUCCUCAGGAGCCACAGGUCAAGGGCACGACUCUCCCGGAGGCCCGAGAGGUUUCAGAGGGCAGGAUGGCAGAGCAGAGUGACCAGUCCACUGGUGAAUGUCUCCUUGGGCGUCUGGCUCUGGGUUAGAGGCUCGGCUUCAGGGUGGGGGCCUACCUGCUGGUCCAGGCCUGUGAGUCAGGGCCUCUGCCUGACAGGGUCCCCGUGCCCUGCCCUGACUCCCCUGGACAGAGGCAUUGGUCCCUGUCGUCCAAGGGCCUGGACUCACUCUUGGGGGCUCCCCAGAGUGGAGCCAGUUAGCUGCAGGGCAGGCUGCAGGAAUGUCAGCUGCAGGUGGCCUCAGGGCUGGACACGCUGACCCCCGUCAAGGCUGGACACUCGACCCCCACCCGUCUGGUGUGAAAGAAACCCACAUCUGACCCCUGCCCGUCCGCCUGAAGGCAGAAGAGGACACCCUCAGCCCUGCCGUGUGACCCCAGAUGGUUACACGCCAACAAGUCAGCUUGCAGACCAGAGACCCCACUGGAUUUGGGCCAUAAAACUCUCCCCCCUCUUUCUUCUCUUUCCCUGCUGUCCGUCCGUCUGUCUGUCUCUCUCUCUCAUCCUUCCCUGUUAAUCAGCGCCACAAUAAAGACCCCCUGGCCACUUUCCUUUCAGAGCUGGGUGGGCCUGCUGAGCCUCCUGACUGUGGGGCUAGACCGCCCGCCCCAAUGCCGGCCAUUGGCUCCCAGAAGGACACCUCCUGGGGCUGCUGCUGGAGCAGGAGCCUCCACACUCCGGAACCACCUGGCAAGGACAGGUGAGGAGGACUCAGGCUCAGUGACCUCCAGGUGCAUGGCAGGUGGGGCGAGGUGCACAGGCCCGUCUUCCCAGCUGGCUCCUGACGAGGCUCGCUGCCGCUGCACUCUGGGUGCCCGUCCCUACCCCGGGCAGCAGAGCCAGUCCAGGGUGCGGUGCUGAGUGUGGUGCUACACCCCCUUCCCACUGGGCACAGACCGGCUUCCUCUUCUGGCCUAGUAGCAGAACGGUGUUAAGGGAAAGGCCUCUGUGCAGACGAGACCAGUGGACACCAUUCCAGGCUGGGGGUGUCUUUUGGUAAAGCACUUAGCUGGCCAUAGCACUGACCACCCUGAGCAGCCAAGGGUCCUGGUUGGAGGUUGAAAGGCUCACACAGACAGCAGGGACAAAGAUGAGGCACUUGACUGCCAGCCGGUGCUAGCUUAGGUAGGAAGUGAGAGUCAGUUAUCUUAAACAGGAAGCCCCCGGGCCAUCACGGCCAAGGUCAGGUCCUUGCCUACGGUGCACCACGUCCACCCUGCAUGAGAUUCAUGGGAGGCACGCGCUGUCCACGGGCACGGAAGAAGGGAGGAGCAAUUAGAAAAUUUUCGAAACUCCUUGUUACCUGCCCACUGGCCACUGGCCCGCCGCCAUGUUGCAUUAGGGGCUCCUUACCUGAAAGGCUGGGAAGUUCUCAGGGAGACGCCCAACAGAACCCCCAGCCCUCUCUGUGUCUACCCCUCCACACGCACACUUUGCUGUUUUAAAUUCAUUCUCCAAAUCCCAACAAAGCAUCUGACUGCCACGUCAGGGAGUAAGGAGGGCCGUCCUUGAAGGAAGUGGGUGAUGCCACCUUUGCCAGGCCUUCCUGGCUCUGGUCCCACCCCUGCCCUGCCUGCCAGGCAAGUCUAUAAAAACCCAAGUCCUCCCCUCACCGCACGACCAGGCUGAGAGGCAGCACCAUGCAGCCGAGUUUUAGUGGCCUGCGGGCUCUGGUGACAGGAGCAGGGAAAGGGAUUGGACGGGACACUGUGAAGGCCCUGCAGGCCUCAGGAGCCAGAGUGGUGGCUGUGAGCCGCACCAACGCUGAUCUGGUCAGCCUGUCCAAAGAGUGUCCUGGAGUGGAGCCCUUGUGUGUGGACCUGGGAGACUGGGAGGCCACUGAGCGGGCACUGGGCGGUGUGGGCCCUGUGGACCUGCUGGUGAACAAUGCUGCUGUGGCCCUGAUGCAGCCCUUCCUGGAGGUCACCAAGGAGGCCUUUGACAGGUCCUUCAAUGUGAAUCUGCGUUCUGUGUUCCAGGUGUCUCAGAUCGUGGCCAGAGGCAUGAUAGACCGGGGAGUGCCAGGAUCCAUUGUCAACGUCUCCAGCAUGGUGGCCUACGUCCCUUUCCCCAGCCUGGCUGCCUACAGCUCCACCAAGGGUGCAAUGACCAUGUUGACCAAAGCCAUGGCCAUGGAGCUAGGGCCAUACAAGAUCCGAGUGAACUCGGUGAAUCCCACGGUGGUUCUGACGGCCAUGGGCAAGAAAGUCUCGGCGGACCCUGAGUUCUCCCGAAAGCUGAAGGAGCGCCACCCAUUGAGGAAGUUUGCAGAGGUGGAGGAUGUAGUGAACAGCAUCCUCUUCCUGCUCAGCGACAGUAGCGCCUCUACCAGCGGCUCCAGCAUCCUGGUGGACAACGGCUACCUGGCCUCCUAGGGCAAGCCAGCAGGCCCGGCCACCCGCUGGCUGGGCUGUCGGGCUCGCCCCUCCCAAGCCGGGCCCUUGGCCCCCGCACCCCCACCCGUGCAAGCCCCGCCUCCACACCACGGCCCCUCCCACCUCCACGCCCGCCGCCGCGCACGU
Ictidomys tridecemlineatus (thirteen-lined ground squirrel) is the source of this 9341-nucleotide messenger RNA. Its product is annotated as carbonyl reductase [NADPH] 2. The record is from RefSeq and is a predicted model, not a curated record. Gene Ontology annotation, biological process: xylulose metabolic process; glucose metabolic process. Lineage: Eukaryota; Metazoa; Chordata; Mammalia; Rodentia; Sciuridae. Gene Ontology annotation, molecular function: carbonyl reductase (NADPH) activity; L-xylulose reductase (NADPH) activity.